UUCGAGCCGCCUCAACUGAUCGGAAUUUGAAUGUUUGAAUUGAUCUGACGGUUUUUUCCUUCCCUCCCCCACCCUGCGCUCGCGGGGGGUGGGCGGGGCCGGGCCCUCCUGUGUCCGUGCUGCACGAGAGCCCUGUCCUUAUCCAGCAGCUCCUCCCGCUCAGAGCUGGGAGCGCCACACAGUAUUCCAUCCCCACGUUCCGGAGGAUCUGUCCGUCCAUGACAGGGCCCGGGGGGGAGGGAGAAACCCAGUCAAACCAGUCAAACCUCACAGCUUCAGGGAGGGCUGCCGACCUACCUACCUCCCAACCAGAUCAGGAGGACUUUGCUUUCUUUCUCAGAAGGGCCCCAGUCUCUCAAAACCAACCCCCCCCACCCAAGGAGGUGGCAGCACAGGCCUUGUUGAAUCUUCUCAACCUCGAGGUUAGACAGAUUCUCCAUCAACAAGUGGACUACCCUCUCCUGCUCUGUGCCUUGCAUGUCUUUCUGUUGGCACUUUCUCAGUGGCUCAGCUUGUUCUCGUUUUUUUUUUGUUUCGGUCUCCAGAGGAUGCCUGGCCGUUGCCCGGAGUGUGGCUCCUCUGAGGUGGUCGAGGAUUCCCACUACAGCCAGAGCCACCUGGUGUGCACGGAGUGUGGCUUCCUGCUGACCGAGGGGCUGCUCACCACCACACGCUCCGAGGAGACUUUCUCCCAAGCAGUGAGAUAUAGUGAGAGCACUGCAGAGGUGAAAAAGCCUUGCCGCAACCUGAUACAAGGUCAGAAGAGGGUACACGACCUGUGUCGGAUUUUGCGAGUACGUCCAGUUGUCGAAGACACAGCCAGCGAGCUUUACCUGAAAGCGUAUGAACAUCAAAGCUUCCUGCAUGUCACUCUGGAGAAGAAAGAAGCCUUGGUGGGCUGCUGUGUUCACAUCUCCUGUCGCCAGCACAAUUGGCCUCUGACCCUGAGUACCAUCUGCUCACUGCUUCACGUGGAGCCCACCCUGUUCUCAACUGUCUACCAGCACCUGCUGAAAGAGUUAAGAUUGGAUAUUCCAACUCUCAGCCUUCUGGAUCUUGUGAAAACUCACUGUGAUGGUUUUAAUUUGUUCCAGAAUUCUGCAUCAAUCCCAUCUCAGUUUCUGGAGAAUAAAGACAAGGUGGUGGAACGUGCCAUGCAGCUUGUGGAGUUGGCCAGUGAGACGUGGCUAGUGACUGGGAGACACCCAGUGCCUAUUAUCACGGCAGCUGCUUACCUGGCCUGGCAGUCACUGCUACCUGGACACCGUCUGAAGUGCAGCCUCGGAAAGUUCUGCAAGUUGGCCGGAGUCAGGCAGCCCCCACCUGCCUCUCAGCGGGUGAAGGAAAUGCUUGACAUUCUAGUCACACUGGCAUCACAACUGGCCUGGCUGGUCCCACAGCAGCUUGAUGCCAAGACUGUGGUGAAAUACACCGAUGAUAUUCUCCGCCACCGUACCCUGUUACUCAGGCAAACGCUAAGUCUCGCGAGUACAGAAAACACAGAUAGGCAGACAGACCCAAGUGAAGGAACAGAAACUAGUGGGGAGGCUGAGGCUGGGAACAGUAGUGGGGAGAUGGUACCCUCCCUUGUGGAGCACCUAGGAGAUGUGUCAAGGCGGAAGCGCACAAUGCCAAUCUUCCUCCCGCCAUGCCUCAAACAAAGGAAAUGGAAGAAGGCAUGCCCAGAAGCAGAGACCACCCUCCACACUGAGCCAACCACUGGAGAGGAGGAGAUAUCUGACAGUGAAAUUGAGCAGUACUUGAGGACGCCCGAGGAGGUGGCAGCCUUCAAGUCAGCACGUGCCAUCCUGUAGAUGGCACUCCCUAAUCACUCACUCAAUGAUGCUGGCAGUGCUUGUUGCAGAGAAGCAGAGCCUCUUUGUGCUAUGUCCAGAGUGUCUGAGAUGAAUGAAGACCGAAAGCUACCACACUCCUGCUCGCUGGUAAAUUAGUAUGUUGUUGCUGUGCAGAAGGUGUUUUCAGAAUGUCACUCUCAUUGUAGUUUUUUUUGUCCCCCUCUACAGUUUUAAUUUGUUAAUUGUAAAUUGGACUGAUUAGAGUUAUGUGCAUUGUGCAAUCUGGUGCCAGUAGAUAUUAAAUUUCCAGUGGGACUGCCAGUCACUGAAUUCAAUAGCCAGAAAA
Molecule: messenger RNA, 2142 nt
Organism: Chiloscyllium plagiosum (whitespotted bambooshark)
Lineage: Eukaryota; Metazoa; Chordata; Chondrichthyes; Orectolobiformes; Hemiscylliidae
Source: RefSeq, a predicted model, not a curated record